Radiomyces spectabilis is the source of this 1116-nucleotide messenger RNA. RefSeq lists its product as uncharacterized. Gene Ontology annotation, molecular function: phosphatidylinositol 3-kinase regulator activity; protein binding. Gene Ontology annotation, biological process: early endosome to late endosome transport. The record is from RefSeq and is a predicted model, not a curated record. Lineage: Eukaryota; Fungi; Mucoromycota; Mucoromycetes; Mucorales; Radiomycetaceae. The transcript is spliced from 8 exons. Bases 1 to 1116 code for a protein of 371 amino acids. Gene Ontology annotation, cellular component: extrinsic component of endosome membrane; early endosome membrane; late endosome membrane.
AUGAAUUCAUUACACCAAGUGGAUGAACUCGUCAAAGAAUAUCUUCUAAUUGAUAAAAUAAUCGAAGAACUGCUGGGAUGCAUUGUCAACGGAGAUGUCCAGAAUCUCAUCGAUUAUUACCGCUACCUCGAUUUACGCUUCUUUUCUCGUCUCGACAGUCGCUUCCAGCCCUUACCGUAUGUGAAGCAACCAGCGACCGAUCCUCAGUUCGAAAUGUAUUUCUCCAAACAAUGGGUUGACAACUAUACAAUUUCGCUGCACAAUUUUUUAGCCACGACAUUCCAGAAUAUGCCCUUACCAAGCUUACUAUUGUUUAAUAUUGAUCGUCUCCAGCGAAAAGCGCAACAAGCCGAAAUUGAGACACUCAAAACCACGAUUGAUUCCCUAAAAGCAUCUAUACAAGCACGUGAAAAUGAAAUCGCGAAAUUAAAGCACGAACUCAUAGAAACAAGAAAGGAAGUGACCGACGGUAUCAGUCUCAUUCGACAGCGAGCCGCUUCCAUGACGCUUGAGCCGAAAAACGGGGCGAAAACCAAAGCUGUGGUGGAAAAAUCGGAGGAUCCGAAUGCAUCGUCCGAAAACGUAACCUUGGAGAAAGCACAGCAGCUUAGCGUGGAUGAACCUUUUGUUGUCGUCAGUCAGGAAGAAUUCUCGGAGCAUGCGUCUGCUAUCACUCAUGCCAAGUUUUCCACCCGAGGAAACUUGAUUGCCAGCUGUGACAUGGACAACAUUGUGCGUAUAUGGAGUUACAAGGGCCAGUCGUUCAAUCCAAUGAAAAUUAGCAAUAAUACGUCUAAUAUUUUGUCCAUGGAAUGGGAUGCACGAUCCGACCGCUUCGUAAGUCAUGGAUCAUUGACCUACAGUCCUGUCGAGCCCAUUCUAAUUUGCGCAGGUUCCAGCAGUCGAAUGUCGACCGACAAUGGCAAAAGAUACGGUGCUCUGGUGGCAUGGAAUUUGAAAUCUAUGUGUGCAACACUCAAUCACAAUGGACAAAUGCUGGUGGCUGGCGAUCAAAGCGGUUUAAUACGCAUUUUUGGUAAGAUGAAACCUGAUGAAAACACUUCAUCUCGAACUCCGUCAAACACUGAAGUUUUGUACAAGAUAUACGCACCAUGA